Messenger RNA from Puntigrus tetrazona (Sumatra barb), 2809 nucleotides. Its product is annotated as deleted in malignant brain tumors 1 protein-like. The record is from RefSeq and is a predicted model, not a curated record. Lineage: Eukaryota; Metazoa; Chordata; Actinopteri; Cypriniformes; Cyprinidae. The coding region runs from base 140 to 1630 and encodes 496 amino acids. The transcript is spliced from 8 exons. Gene Ontology annotation, cellular component: membrane.
GGAAAACAUGUCAGAUGUUACAGCUUGACCAUCCAGCAGAAGCCACAAGAUGAAGCUAAAAUGCUUUGUGUGAAAAUUCAAUAAACCGACAAUAAACCGAGGAGUAUUUCAUAUCCAAUAUCAUACGAAAUAUCACAAUAUGUUGUGGUCCGUUCAACUCUUUCUGCUUUUUGGCUCCAUAACUGUCACCAGUGGAAUCAGAUUGGUCAAUGGAGACUCUUGUUCUGGACGAGUGGAGGUUCUUCAUGACGGUCAGUGGGGAACCGUGUGUGAUGAUGACUGGGAUCUAACAGACGCUGCAGUGGUGUGUAGAGAGAUGGGCUGUGGGAACGCUAUAGAGGCAAAGAGUGCUGCUUAUUUUGGACAAGGAUCAGGACCAAUAUUGUUAGAUGAUGUAAAUUGCGCUGGCACUGAAUCCUCACUGAUGAACUGCAGGACAAAUGGAUGGGGCAUCAAUGACUGUGGACAUCAUGAAGAUGCUGGAGUCAUCUGCAACACUGUUCGGUUGGUGAAUGGCAUCAACUCUUGUUCUGGACGAGUGGAGGUUCUUCACAAUGGAAUAUGGGGAACAGUGUGUGAUGACGGCUGGGAUCUAACAGACGCUGCAGUGGUGUGUAGAGAGACGGGCUGUGGAGAUGUGAUCGAGGCCAAGAGUCAAGCUUAUUUUGGACCAGGAUCAGGACAGAUAUGGAUGGAUGAUGUACUAUGUACUGGAAAUGAAUUUACUCUGAAAAGCUGUUCUUCAAAUGCAUGGGGAAUACACAACUGUAACCAUCAAGAAGAUGCUGGAGUCAUCUGUCUGACUGUCAGGUUGGUGAAUGGAGAUGACAAGUGUUCUGGACGAGUGGAGGUUCUCCGUGGAGAUCAGUGGGGAACAGUGUGUGAUGAUGGCUGGGAUCUAACAGACGCUGCAGUGGUGUGUAGAGAACUGGGCUGUGGGAAGGUGAUCGAAGCUAAGAUUGAAGCUUUUUUUGGACAAGGAACGGGACCAAUGUGGAUGGAUGAUGUAAAUUGUGCUGGCACUGAAUCCUCACUGAUGAACUGCAGGACGAGCGGAAUAAAUGACUGCAGCCAUUUUGAAGAUGCUGGAGUCAUCUGCAGCUCUGUCAGGUUAGUGAAUGGCAAUGACAUUUGUUCUGGACGAGUGGAGGUUCUUCAUAAUGGAACAUGGGGAACCGUGUGUGAUGACGGCUGGGAUCUAACAGACGCUGCAGUGGUGUGUAGAGAGACGGGAUGUGGAGAUGCUACAGAGGCAAAGAGCGCUGCUUAUUUUGGACCAGGAUCAGGACAGAUAUGGAUGGAUGAUGUACAGUGUAUAGGAAAUGAAUCCAAACUGAAAAACUGUUCUUCAAACGGAUGGGGAAUAAACAACUGUAGCCAUCAACAAGAUGCUGGAGUCACUUGUAAAAAAAUCAGAAAAAAAACAGUCAUGAGGCUUCAAUUUAACAUUGAUCCAAAAACUGACCUAAAUAGUGAAAGAAAACAGAUGGAGACUUUGGAGAAGAUAAGAGAGGAAUUAAAAGAUUCUGGGACUUUUAUCCUGCGAUGGAAGACACAAUCUAAUGGAGAAGUGUUUCAGGAAUUUGGGAAAAAGAAUAAAAAUCCUUUAUAUUGUAAGAAAAACCUAUAAAGCCUUUGUUUGCUGCUAUAUAUUUGGAUUAAUGUGUGAUAGUAUUACACUGAUACAUAAAUAACUGAUUUCAUGUUUGACUACAAGUAAAUCUGACACUGCAAUUAAUUGUAUAAAGUGACUGAUUUAAGUACAAAACAUAUACAUUACCAUUUAAUAUUCAUAAGAGUGUGAACUGCAUUUUAUAUACUAAUCUAAAAAACUAAGAUGGUGACAAUGUUUUAUUAAAUUGCAUUUACUUCCUGUUGUUGCUGAUUAUAGUAAAAUGGUAAUAAAUGCAAAACUGAUGUAACGCAUUUGUUAAUGCAACCUGUCUCUGUCUGUGAAAACCCAUAGAUACGAAGCUGCAUAUCUAAUGCUAAUUUUCAAAGCUAUCAGUUUUCAAAAUGUUCAUAUUAAAAUCAUAACAUAAAGUCAUAACAUAAUAUUCUUCAGGUAAUGUUAUGAAAAUUCCGCUUUAUUAAUCAAAACCUUAAACUUGUGUGAAAAGGAAGAAAAGGUGUCAGAGUUUUCCUUCCUCUAUGUUCGUUUGGUUUGAAAACUGCAGUGAUACGCACUCAUCGGUACGCAUUCUGCAUCUUGCCAAAAAAGUAGUGCAAAAGAAAUGCAAGGUUGUCUAUUCCACCAGUGCAGCAGUCUCAGGUUUACUUACUGGCUCAAAUUACUCAUAUAACCACAUUGUUCAGCACAAUGAAACAUACAGUAUUGUCUUCAAAUGCUCAUUUAGCAUCUCCUUUGGCCCUAAACAUGGACCGACUCUUAGGAGUCCCUAAGCACUCCAGAGAACAUCCGGUCACUACACACGUGAUCACAGUAAGCCUGAAGAUGAUGUAUUCCUCAUUAAAGCAUCGCUUUGACAUGGACACCUGGACGCAAAGCCUCCCAUCUGCUGAAGAAGGACAAACCCUCGUAGUUAAGAUGCAAAAACUCCUAUCAGAAAGUGGCUUUAAAUUGAGGCAGUGGGCCAGUAACAACUCUGGUUGGGGAAUCCUGUAUCUAAUUUUAGUCAUCUUCUCACUCUGGCUCAAGCCAAAUUAAUUAAAGUGCAGAUGUGAUCACAUGGACUUGUCUUAAAUAUUGUCUUUAAUUCGGCUAAUUUACAAAGCUUCCGAUUCAACAUUACGGCCGUCUCCUCUUCCAGAACCUGAGUGUGUUUUUGCAGAACUGAUGGCUGGUCUU